Dermacentor silvarum is the source of this 1684-nucleotide messenger RNA. RefSeq lists its product as uncharacterized. Lineage: Eukaryota; Metazoa; Arthropoda; Arachnida; Ixodida; Ixodidae. The coding region runs from base 49 to 1275 and encodes 408 amino acids. The transcript is spliced from 2 exons. Gene Ontology annotation, molecular function: zinc ion binding. The record is from RefSeq and is a predicted model, not a curated record.
UGUAGCCACGGGAGACCGUAACCGCCGACAGCGCUUUGCAAGCAUGGGAUGGCUGAAAUUCGCGGUUGCGAUUUCCCCUUCGUUCGGGUGCAAGACAGUUACUUCUGCGGUGACAGCUGCAGGAAAGGCGCGGGCCUCUAUGAAAGUGGACAUGUGCAUGACGUUAAAGGAAUUUGGGACAAUCCAGUCCGCAUAAGUGCCAAGUGCGUCCCGCAGACCAGCGUAACAAAGCCCAGUUACGAAGUCGAGUUCGUGGCAUCAGUACCUGACUUUUUGCUGCAAGAUGCACUCUGCACCUGCAAGGCAGGUAAAGGCGGACGGUGCAAGCACAUUGCUGCCGUCGUCCAUUACAUCAACAACGAAGAAAACAGAUCAUGCACAACUGCGCCAAGGCUCUGGGGCAAGCCUUCUGUGCGCGCACUUGGAACGUACAAGAAGGGAUCGUGUUUGGAUGGCUUCGUCGGCAAGCCAGUGGAAGAUGUUGUGCAACUGCCACCAGAUGUGCCACCUAGUCAGGAUGCAACUGUGUUAGCCGAACUACUUGAUGUUUUGUGGGACCACGACUGUUCCCUUGUAACAGCCAUAAAACAUGAGCUAUCAGUGACAAUUCCUAAACAUGCUGAACAAGAAGUUCUGGUACAUGAGGAACAGAGUGUAAAGGGUCAUUUCCGUUUUUCUGAACUGCACCGUGGAAAUGGCACGCAGCACAACACAGACGAGGAGAUGUGCUCUUACAUGGCAAACAUUGUGAUGACUGCUGAAGAAAUAGCAGACACAGAAAAGAAAACACGGGACCCAGGUCGAGACAUGGUGCACUGGAAAGAAAUGAGAGCCAGCCGCAUAUCAGCAAGUAGCCGGCCUCACGACAUUUUGCAUUCCAGGAAAGCACCUAAUGUACUGGCGGAAAGCUUCCUUUCCGCCAAAUCAUUUUACUCACAAGCGACAGCUUAUGGAAUAGCCCUUGAAGACGAAGCCAUUUCUUGUUUUGCGAAGAGCACGGGGGCUGAAAUUAGGAAAUGUGGGCUUCAUUUAAUGCUGGAGCAGCCAUGGCUUUGUUGCACACUAGACGCAGUAGUUUUGCAAGGCUCCACAUUGUCACUACUGGAAGUGAAGUGUCUCUAUUCGUGCAAGGACAAAGCAAUUGUUGACAGCAACGCAGCCGUGUCAAAUGUUUUGUAUUUGGUGUUCCGGUAUGGGAGUGUAGAACUAAAAUCAUCGCACAAGUACUACACCCAAGUGCAGACAUCACUAUACGUUCUUGGCCUCAACAAGUGAUUUUUCUAUGUCUAUUCACGGGCCCAACAGAUCUGCAUUGAAGUGCCACUUGACAACAACUUUAUUGCACAGACCAUCCCCCGACUUGAUCAAUUCUACUUUAAGCACUUUUUACCAGUGUUAACUCAAAGGAUGGUGAAAACUUCCAGUUAAAUUCUCAUACAGACGCAAGGUAGAUCCUACAGUUCCAGGUGCUUUAAACACCAAAGUGUAAAUUGUGUCAGUUCGUCCAUAGAAGUCCUUUCCAGCUGAAGACAAACCUUUACAUUUACAUCGUCAAAGGCCAAGUGUGAUAUGUAUAAUGCCACUGGAUUAAAAAGGAACGUCAUAUGUAGGCAUCCGAUUCGUUGGAGCCGUCAAAAGAAUGAAAGGCAACGACUUACUGGAGUCAGCUACUGUAACUGCUACU